GCAGAAAGAAUCUAUUCCCAUUUCUUAAAAUUUUCUUCAAUUUUCCCGUUGACUUACAAAAAUCAAAUUUUGGUUUCGGUUUUGAUUUGGGGUUUUCCAUUUUUCUUCUCUUUCGCCUUCUUUCGAUCUGAUUAUUAGUUUUUUUUCUCUUCACAUCUUUGAUCCUCUCCUUCCCUUAGGGUUUGUAUUGGACUUUUCUUUGUCGUCUCAGAUCCUCAAUUUCACCGCGUAAUUUCUUUCCACUUCCCUUAGUUCCCACCAUUUUAGUCUCCAUUUUUCUUUCCCCCUUUUUUCUUCGCGUUUACUACUUCUUUCUUCUCCUUCUCACAGUGUUUACGACGUCAGAAAUAUUUGUUUUCUUGGAGUAAAGCCUAUUUAUUUCGUGUUUUUUUGUUCAGACCAUAUCUGGGUUUUCUUUGCUUUCUCAGAAUGGCUAUACCGUUGAUGGCUUCAGGGAUUUUUAAAUUGCGGAGGAUCAAGUGAAGGGAUUGUGAAUGUUCUGAAUUGGUGGGAGUUUAGGAGAAGUGGGAUUUGAUUUGGUUUGAUUAGAUUGCUGUUUUUUCUAGACUACUUUAGUUAUUUAUUGUGGAGAUGGAUAGGAACAGGCAAAAUGAGAAUUUGGGUGUAAACAAAUUGGGGAAAAACAUUAGGAAGAGUCCAAUACACCAACCAAAUUUUGGCAAUAAUGCUGCUAGGCCUCAACCCCAGCCACAAAUUUACAACAUAAGUAAGAAUGAUUUUAGGAAUAUUGUUCAGCAGCUUACAGGUUCACCAUCUCAAGAUAAUCAACCUCCUCCUAGACCUCCACAAAAUCCACCAAAAUCCCAAAGUAUGCGGUUGCAAAGAAUAAGACCUCCUCCGUUAACACCGAUUAAUCGACCGAAUAUACCUGCUCCUAUCCCUGCCCCUGUUCCCGUUCCUCCGCCGCAGGCUGUAGUCAAUAACAAUGUGCCUAGGCCUCCACAAUUUGCUCAGCCACCUCCAAGACAGUUGCCACCAAUGGCACUGGGAGGAGACUCACAUUGGCCGAACCCUGCUGCUGAGUCUCCUAUUUCGGCAUAUAUGCGUUACCUUCAAAAUUCAAUGAUGAAUCCAUCUCCAGUAGGAAACCAAGCUCAAUUUGUACCACAACCUCAGAUUCCUGGUCAAAUACAUCCUCCUCAUGCACCUCCAUCGGGUUUAUUGCCUAAUCCUAAUCCUAAUCCUAAUCCACCCGUUCCUGCUCUUCCAUCCCCAAGGCUAAAUGGUCCUCCACCCCCUAUCCCAAACUUUCCUUCACCACAUUGGAAUGGUCCCGCACUUUUACCUUCCCCAACUUCCCAGUUUCUAUUGCCUUCUCCUACUGGUUACUACAAUAUGUUGUCUCCUAAGUCACCUUAUCCAUUACUCUCACCGGGGAUCCAGUUUACUCCGCCGCUGACUCCUAAUUUUGCAUUUCCAUCCAUGCCUCAAUCAGGGAUCUUAGGUCCAGGGCCUCAUCCACCACCUUCACCAGGGGUUCUGUUCCCUUUAUCUCCCUCAGGGAUUUUUCCCAUCUUGAGUCCAAGAUGGAGAGAUCAAUAACCCUUCCUCGAAGCGUUUUCGCGCUGAAGCUCUCGAUGCCUGCUGACAUUUUCAUCUACUUGUGAAGAUGGUUACCAAACUCAUGUUGAAAGCUAGCGGGCUGCCCUUUUCCUGUUUUAUAUCUUUCAAUUAGUUUGAUUUUUUCUUUUAACACUUUAAAUUGUAAAAUCUUUUUGCUUCUCAUUUUGGCUCUGGAAAAAUUCUAAUCCUGUAACCUGUAGUCUUGUAUAAUGCUUUUCCCUCCUUUGUAGGACAAGUUCCUAUUAGGCAAUAUAGUGAAAGAUCAAGUUACCAAAAAUUGUAUUACUAUAUGUAACAGGAAGAACAGAGCUGUAACCUUAGACAUAGGGAUCAUAGAUGUCAAGUUGAUAACUUUGUCGGUCGGUCGGUUUAGUUGAAUAAUAGUCCAAUUCUGUAAGAUGAUGGAAUGAAUAUUGUUUGAUAUCUAAGUUCUUUUAGCUGGUUUAUCAAAGGAAAUGUUGAAGUUGUGCAUUUUUCUUA
Molecule: messenger RNA, 2064 nt
Organism: Cucumis melo (muskmelon)
Lineage: Eukaryota; Viridiplantae; Streptophyta; Magnoliopsida; Cucurbitales; Cucurbitaceae
Product: protein HAIKU1-like
Exons: 2
Coding region: 592-1563 (323 amino acids)
Source: RefSeq, a predicted model, not a curated record